AUGGCUGUAGCUCGCGAUCGUCAGGAAAGCUACGCUGUUAAACAUAGGAAACCGUUGGAAUUCCAAGUUGGUGACAGAGUCUUGCUAAAAGUCUCACCUUGGAAGGGUAUUGUCCGUUUUGGGAAGCGAGGCGAACUAAAUCUGUGUUAUGUCAAACCAUUUGAGAUCAAAGAAAGAAUUGGCACAGUGGCAUAUAGACUGAAUUUACCUGAAGAACUUAGUGGUGUGCACAAUGUCUCUUAUGUAUCUAAUCUAAAAAAGUGCUUAUCCGACGAAACACUUUUGAUCCCAUUCAAAGAGCUCAAGAUCGAUGACCAACUCCGUUUCAUUGAGGAACCAAUUGAAAUCAUGGAUCCGGAAGUCAAAACUCAAGCUCAGUAA
This is a messenger RNA of Helianthus annuus (common sunflower), 381 nucleotides long. RefSeq lists its product as uncharacterized. The coding region runs from base 1 to 381 and encodes 126 amino acids. The transcript has a single exon. The record is from RefSeq and is a predicted model, not a curated record. Lineage: Eukaryota; Viridiplantae; Streptophyta; Magnoliopsida; Asterales; Asteraceae.